Molecule: messenger RNA, 786 nt
Organism: Diaporthe batatas
Lineage: Eukaryota; Fungi; Ascomycota; Sordariomycetes; Diaporthales; Diaporthaceae
Exons: 2
Coding region: 1-786 (261 amino acids)
Source: RefSeq, a predicted model, not a curated record
AUGACGGAUGAGAUGGAGCAAGCCAAGGCCCACCUUCGAGAGCACGGUUGGGUCAAGAUUCCAUCAGUCCUGACCAAAGACAAAGCAAGACAUACAUUGGAACAACUUUGGAAGGCAAAGGAACGGUCAGAGGCUCGUGGCGAGGAUUUAUUCCAGCCUAUUCUCGAUCCUAACCCUGCGAAUUUGCGCGUGUUCUACCUCCCAGAGCACGACAAGCUAUUUCGCGACCUCGUCGUGCAUCCUACGGCGGCCGAAAUGGCUAGGUCUGUGCUGGGAGAGAAGAUGCUCCUGAGCAAUUUCUCCGCCAACAUCGCACGACCGGGUUCCGAGAGCAUGGCACUUCAUUCGGACCAAAGUAUCGUUCUGCCCGAGCCCUGGCACCACAUCAACACAGUCAACGUGAUCUGGUGCCUGACCAGAAUGACGAAGGAGAACGGCGCAACGCUCUACAUUCCCGGGUCGAACAAAUGGACCCAGUACUCGGACGCCGAGGCCGGCGACAUCGUAGUCUUGGACGGCCGGCUGUGGCAUACGUCGGGCAGCAAUGUUACGGAGGAUGAGGACCGUGCCAUCCUAUUCGCAUAUUACGCCUCGCCCUACAUGCGCCAGCUGGUGAACUGGACGGCCAAGUUGCCCAAGGAACUCCAGGAGUCAUUGAGUCCCGAACUGAAGGAACUAUUUGGGCUCAGCCAUAUUGGGUAUGUUGUCCAUGGUGACUUGACGUACAUGGCUCAGAAAUACCCAAAGGGCGAAGGGGAAGGGAAAGCCACAAAAGUGAGCAUGUAG